Pseudogymnoascus verrucosus is the source of this 1846-nucleotide messenger RNA. RefSeq lists its product as uncharacterized. Gene Ontology annotation, molecular function: alpha-amylase activity. Gene Ontology annotation, biological process: oligosaccharide catabolic process. Bases 105 to 1781 code for a protein of 558 amino acids. The record is from RefSeq and is a predicted model, not a curated record. NCBI's taxonomy places the organism in Eukaryota, Fungi, Ascomycota, Leotiomycetes, Thelebolales, Thelebolaceae. The transcript has 7 exons.
GGAAAUUCGCCGAAGCCAACAGGAACUUCAAAUCGAAAAAAUAUCGUUCCCUCUUUUAGGAAUUAGGCCGCCAUAUAACAUACUCCAUACUGCGCUAGCUAUUUAUGUGGAGAUACAUGCGUCACCCGAACGGAGGUUCUAAAUACUGUGGGGUGAAUGUUGAAGUGGUCCGGUUCGUUCCAAUCCGGUUACCUGGCGGGGUUCCCAGUAUGGGUACUGCGCGAGUUUACAAAGUUUGUCUAUGGAUGUCCAGAAGCAGUAGUUCGCCGACAAAUUGUAGAUUUGGGUCCUCCGCUGGUUUACAUGCAAGAGGCAUGAAACUUGUUAUGGACCUUGUUGUCAACCACACUUCAGACCAGCAUGAUUGGUUCCGCGAGUCCAGAUCCUCACGAGACAAUCCGAAACGUGACUGGUACAUUUGGAGAGAUCCACACUUCGACAGUGAAGGACGGCGCCAGCCGCCGAAUAACUGGGCGUCGAUAUUUGGAGGAAGCGCAUGGUCGUUUGACGAGCUCACUGAACAGUAUUACCUCCGUCUGUUUUGCCAUGAGCAGCCGGAUCUGAACUGGGACAAUCCGCAGGUUGCUCUUGAGGUGGAAAAGAUUAUGAGAUUUUGGCUUGACAAGGGCGUAGAUGGUUUCAGAAUGGAUGUCAUCAACCUGAUUAGCAAAGUACCAGGACUUCCAAACGCCCCGAUUACAGUCGAGGGUCAACUUUAUCAGCCAGGGUAUAUGCAUUAUGCUUGUGGCCCACGGCUCCAUGAGCAUUUACGCGGCUUACGCAGAAUUCUUGAUGAAUACGACGCUUUUGCUGUCGGCGAGAUGCCUUGGGUAAAGAAUGAGAAAGAUGUUAUGGAUGUUGUUUCCGCAGAGAGGAAAGAAUUGAACAUGAUUUUCCAGUUUGAUAUCGUCGACAUGGAUAAUGGUGCGGGUGGCAAGUUUGAGAAGCAAAAUUGGGAGCUUAUUGACUUGAAGAAUAUUGUUGAGAAGUGGCAGACGCGACUCUACGAGGAGGGAGGCUGGAACGCCCUGUUCCUUGAGAACCAUGACCAGGGUCGCUCAGUUUCGCGCUUUGCGUCUGACGAACCGCAAUUCAGAGUUUAUGGAGCUAAGAUGCUUGCCACAUUUAUUGCUCUACAAUCGGGGACGCUCUUCGUCUAUCAAGGCCAAGAAAUAGGGAUGGCAAACAUGCCCAAAGACUGGAGCAUUGAAGAAUAUAAGGAUGUCGAGACGCAAAAUUAUUGGAAGAGCGCUGUCGAGGAGUUUGGAAAUGAUAAAGAAAGAAUUGAUCAAUACAUGAAGGAGAUCCAUAUUAAAGCUCGGGAUCAUGCUCGAACACCCGUCCAGUGGAAUUCACAGAAUAAUGCUGGGUUCAGCGAUUCCACGCCAUGGAUGCGAGUUAACCCCGACUACGUCAAGUGGAACGCAGAAGAUCAGGUUGGCAAACCGACGAGCGUCUUCACUUACUGGCAGAAUCUUCUGAAGACGCGGAAGCUUUACAAGAACGUCUUGGUUUACGGGAGCUUCGAAAUGGUUGACCGGGCUCACAAAUCUGUCUUCUGUUAUCGGAGAGCUUAUGGAACUGCGGCCGCAACAGUGCUUCUAAACUUCUCAAAGCAAGACGUAGAAUGGACAGUUCCGCCUGAUGUUUUAAGAACCACGAAUGUGGCUCCAUUAAUACACAAUUACGAGGAUCUCAGACAAGCAAUGGAUGGAAAAAUUCACCUGCGCCCCUUUGAGGCGCUGGUAUGGAUUGAGGACGGCUACAAGGCCAACCUAUGAUUAGAUUAGUGAUAGAGCUCCGGCUUUCCCAUAGAUCUGUAUUUGUCAAAUUUGAUAGAGAAGAA